AUGUUGCUCCCUUCCACGAGAGGAAAUCUUCAACACGUCACAGAUUUCCUCACCGAAGCCAAACUAACUUCGUCCAUGGAUCACCCGCGUAUCGUCACUUUUGUCGGUCUCAUGGACGGAGGAGACUUACAGUCUUUAUUGAACAAGUACGAGGCCACUAAACACCCAGUCGGAGUCGAUCGCGAGAAGGCGACUAUAGCGCUUCAUGUGUGUCAUGCUCUCACUUACCUCCACUCGCUUAUGCAUCCAGGCAUCCAUCGAGAUCUCAAGUCCCGCAAUAUCCUGUUAAACCAGUCAAGAGAAGCCAAGUUGACGGAUUUCUGCAUCUCGAAUGAGCGUAUCGAUCGAACGAUGACAGCUGGUGUGGGGACGUCGCUCUGGAUGGCGCCGGAGGUGAUGCUGGGCGAGAAAUACGACGUCAAAGCUGACGUUUUCUCUUUCGGUGUGGUGCUGUCAGAGCUGGAUGUGCACACGUUGCCUUAUGCACAGACCAAGCAGCGGAGCGAGUCCUCCCGCGUUGGCAGAGUUGGGGUAUGCUUGUGUUGCAGUGGACCCUGCCGAUCGACCCACUGCAGCCGAAACGCUUUACAGAAUUUAGGUUAG
Molecule: messenger RNA, 603 nt
Organism: Phytophthora infestans T30-4
Lineage: Eukaryota; Oomycota; Peronosporomycetes; Peronosporales; Peronosporaceae
Product: protein kinase
Exons: 3
Coding region: 1-603 (200 amino acids)
Biological process (GO): protein phosphorylation
Molecular function (GO): protein kinase activity; ATP binding
Source: RefSeq, a predicted model, not a curated record